Molecule: messenger RNA, 1381 nt
Organism: Zea mays
Lineage: Eukaryota; Viridiplantae; Streptophyta; Magnoliopsida; Poales; Poaceae
Exons: 5
Coding region: 156-1118 (320 amino acids)
Cellular component (GO): membrane
Source: RefSeq, a predicted model, not a curated record
GUAGACAGUCUAGUGAACUGAGACCACACAAACAAGGCACGGAGCUGUCGGCAUGAAUCACGUUCUAGUGUUCUACAGUUCGUCAUAGUUCCCGUGAUGGUCGACUGAUUGACACUGCCAACCUCCCAACUUCCCAAAUAUAUCGUCGUCGGUCAAUGUCGACGAGCUCGCAGUGCACGCUCAUGGAAGGCGCUAUCUCCCUUCCUCGCAACACAAGCAGAAUUGCCGUGGUUACCGGCGCGAACAGAGGUAUCGGGCUAGAGGUGUGCCGGCAGCUGGCUGGCAAUGGCGUCACCGUCGUCUUGACAGCAGUGGACGAGGAGCUAGGCGCGAAAGCCGUCGGCAAUCUCCAAGGGCUAGCUCUCUCCGAUGUUCUUUCUCACCAGCUGGAUAUCACGGAUGCUUCCAGCAUCGCUCGGUUGGCCAACUUCUUGAAGGCCCGAUUCGGGAAGUUGGAUAUCCUGGUCAAUAAUGCUGCGGUUGCUGGGGUCGUGUACUCUCAAGAUCAUUUGGAUGAUCUAGAACCGAGAGAGGAAAAGUUCAAUCUCAUGGAUAGGGAUCAGAGGCUUGAAUGGCUGUGGAGGAACUGCCGGGAGACCUACCAUGCUGCAAAGGAAUGCCUGCAGACAAACUACUACGGCACAAAGCAUGUGAUCGAAGCCUUGCUGCCUCUGCUGAAAGCCUCCGAUGAUGGAAGAAUCGUCAAUAUAUCCUCCGACUUUGGGUUGUUAAGGCAUUUCAGAAACGAGGAUCUGAAGCAAGUGCUGAACGACGUCGGCAACCUCACCGAGGAGCGGCUGGACGAACUGCUGGACCAGUUCCUGAGAGACUUCAAGGUCGGCACGGCAGAAGCGCGCGGGUGGCCAGUGGCGUUCGCGGCGUACAAGGUGAGCAAGGCGGCCGUGAACGCGUACUCGAGGAUGCUGGCGGCGAAGCAGCCCGCGCUGCGCGUUAACUGCGCGCAUCCCGGCUACGUCAAGACUGACAUAACCUUACACUCGGGGCUCCUGGCGCCGGAGGAGGGCGCGAGUAAUGUGGUGAAGGUGGCGCUGCUGCCGGACGGCGGGGUGACCGGCGCCUUCUUUGAGGAGGGCAAUGAGCUGGCCUCCUUCGUGUGAUGUCAGGAUCGGCCUGGUUCGCUAGCUGCGGCUGUUUGCCAUCGCGUGAGCUCACGGAGUGUUUGGACCCCUCGGUCUGAUGUUUAAGUGUGUGGUAGCAGGAUGCAAGACGAUUCUGGUAAUAAACUGAUUAUGUUUGUGAACGGUGAUAACCUGAUGAUGUAUGUGUUGUAAAUUUAGAGAACGGUGAUAACCUGAUGAUGUAUGUGUUGUAAAUUUAGAGAAAUAAGUGACAUGCUUCCUUCAGAUUUAAAUAAAUUAAA